Molecule: messenger RNA, 1545 nt
Organism: Neoarthrinium moseri
Lineage: Eukaryota; Fungi; Ascomycota; Sordariomycetes; Amphisphaeriales; Apiosporaceae
Exons: 4
Coding region: 1-1545 (514 amino acids)
Biological process (GO): endoplasmic reticulum to Golgi vesicle-mediated transport; retrograde vesicle-mediated transport, Golgi to endoplasmic reticulum; Golgi localization
Cellular component (GO): COPI vesicle coat; cytosol
Source: RefSeq, a predicted model, not a curated record
AUGGUCGUCCUCGCAGCAUCCAUCUGCACCCGUGGCGGGAAGGCUGUCCUCUCCAGGCAGUUCCGCGAGAUGCCCAGGUCGCGCAUCGAAGCCCUGCUGGCCUCCUUCCCCAAGCUCGCCGACACGGGCACCCAGCACACCACCGUCGAGCAGGACAAUGUCCGCUUCGUCUACCAGCCCCUGGACGAGCUCUACAUGGUCCUCAUCACCAACCGCCAGUCCAACAUCCUGCAGGACAUUGACUCGCUCCACCUCUUCGCCCAGGUCGUCACCAGCACCUGCAAGAGCCUCGACGAGCGCGAGAUCCUGAGGAACGCCUACGAGCUGCUCAGCGCCUUCGACGAGCUCGUCACCCUCGGCUACCGGGAGAACCUCACCAUCAGCCAGAUCAAGACCUUCCUCGAGAUGGAGUCGCACGAGGAGCGCAUCCAGGAGAUCAUUGCCAGGAACAAGGAGUUGGAGGCCACAGAGGAGCGCAAGCGCAAAGCGAAGCAGCUCGAGAUGCAGCGCAAGGAGUCGGCAAGGAGCGGCCGUGCCGGCGUGCCACGCACCCCCGUUUACCCGACAUACACCCCUCCUUCCCGCCCUACGCCCACGGAUACCUACGAUAGCUACGAGGCCGAGAAGAACAAGACCUCGCUCAAGACCACCACCAUGAAGGGCAAGGGCAUGCAGCUCGGCAAGAAGUCCAAGACUACCGACAUGUUUGAGCGUGUGCGCGGCGACAUGGGCCAGGAGGUCGACGACUCACCUCUGGUGCCCGUCGCUGCCCCCACGCCUGCCGCCGAGCCUGCUGCUCCUCGCGCCUCCACAGGCCUGGACCGUGAUGCCAUCCACGUCACCGUCAACGAGGCCAUAUCCGCCAAGCUGUCCAAGGAAGGCUCCGUCAACUCGCUGUCCGUCACGGGAGACUUGACGCUCCGCAUUUCAGAUCUCAGCUUUACCAAGGUCAAGCUGGCCCUGUCCGCCACCCCCUCUCACGGGGUGCAGUUCCGUACACACCCCAACGUCGACAAGGCUGCCUUCAACAGCUCCAAGACUAUCCAGAUGAGCAACGCCGCGCGAGGCUUCCCCGUGAACAACGCAGUCGGUGUGCUCAGGUGGAGAGCCUCGCCAAAGGUCGACGACCCGAGUGCUGUGCCGAUCCAGUUCACCGUGUGGGUCAACAAGGGUUCGGACGGCACCUACGGUCUCACCGUCGAGUACGAGCUCACCGGCGGCGAGGAACUCAGGGAUGUCAGUGUGAACAUUCCCUACGCGACAAGCGAGCCCUCUGUUUCCAGCUUCGAUGCCACAUGCGACGUGUCAGGCGAUAGCCUGGAGUGGUCGAUCGGCACCGUCACCGCCGAUGAACCGAGCGGAUCUUUUGAGUUCGAGGCCCAAGCAGACAGUGAGGAAGAGUUCUUCCCCAUGCAAGUGCGCUUCUCCAAGACGUCGCCCUUCAUCGACGUUGAUGUCUUGUCGGUUGCGUUGGUGGAAGAGAACGAGGAGGUCACCUUCUCAAAGGAUAUCAAGUCGGUGGCGGACUCGUAUGUUGUUGAGUAG